Messenger RNA from Colletotrichum scovillei, 438 nucleotides. RefSeq lists its product as uncharacterized. NCBI's taxonomy places the organism in Eukaryota, Fungi, Ascomycota, Sordariomycetes, Glomerellales, Glomerellaceae. The transcript is spliced from 2 exons. The record is from RefSeq and is a predicted model, not a curated record. Bases 91 to 438 code for a protein of 115 amino acids.
UCUCGGUCCAAGUGCCUAUAAAGCCCAAUCAUUCGCUCACAUUACCUUAGAAACAUCAAAGCCAAUCAAGCCAUACCAUAACACUUCAAGAUGACGACCUCUAUCGGCGAAACCUCGCUCCAAACCCUUCUCUCAACCCUUACCACCGUCCUCCACCCGGAAACCUACGUCUUCGUCACCCUUCCUGCGGACGCCCCACUACCGCCCCUCUCUAAGAUUCAACUACUGUUUAGAGAGUCCGAGGGCGUUACUCUCAUCACCACUCUCGAUACCGCGACAGCCCAUAAGUGGGACUAUGCCUUCCCCUCAAAGAUGAUUACCCUCAACGUGCAUUCAAGCCUGGAGGCUGUGGGAUUCAUGGCUGUUAUUGCCACGAGGGAGGAGGAUGCUGUAGCAGAGUUGAAGGAGCUUGCUCUGGAGUCUGGGAAGGGAAAAUGA